Messenger RNA from Stegostoma tigrinum, 4316 nucleotides. RefSeq names its product cilia and flagella associated protein 99 (gene cfap99). The record is from RefSeq and is a predicted model, not a curated record. Bases 697 to 2700 code for a protein of 667 amino acids. The transcript is spliced from 17 exons. NCBI's taxonomy places the organism in Eukaryota, Metazoa, Chordata, Chondrichthyes, Orectolobiformes, Stegostomatidae.
CGAGUCAAAGCUGUGCUGGAAAAUUUUCUUCCCUAAACGAGACAACGGAAAGCAGUUAAUUAUGUUUUUUUCCUUUAAUAUUUACUCCAUUCGUGUACAUUGGACCAAUAACCGCCCCCCCUGGUUUCGUCGGGAGCUUGUCAGGCUUACUUGGUCGGAUUUCCCAGCGGACCGACGCCGUUGCCUAGAGACCCCCAAACAGCCACACAGGGCAUGGCGUCAUCCACCGCGCAAUGGCCGACGGACACUGUAGUCAUUUCACACGCGGCCCCUGUCCACGGAGGAAGGUACGCGCGGCUGAUGUACUACAACCCCCAUAGUGCCUUGUGAGGAGCAAGGGAGAACAUUCUUCGUAAAUGGAACAAAAAAAACCUGUUUGGACUGUUGAAGUAAGCGCAGUGUUUUUAUCUUCUGAUUGAAUCGGAUUCGAUCAGUCGUUACUAUCAGGCCCAUUCCCCUUCGGAGUUAACGAUGAAUAGCCAUUUCAAAACGUGAUUUAUUUGACCGGUUUAUAAUUAAACAACAUUUGCCAUUCUGCAUCCUCAAGUUCAGACAGGAUAAAAGAUCGAUCAAAGAUUCUAUUCUUUGGAUGAACACAUACUCUUGUUCCAGUGAAGCAAAGGAAAGCAGGGAAUUUCUUCAACACCUUCAAGAAGAAAGGAAGGCCUAAGUUUAUAAGGUUCUUUCUGUUCGAACAUGUCAAGUUACUCACAACUCAUAUCAGAUGUUGUCCACUUGCUGGGACAAUUUGAUCCUCAAAAUCAGAGCGCUGAUCACUUCGUAAGCGAAGCUGCUAAACAUUAUCAGGCACAAGGUGAAGCUGAACAUACAUUCAUGGUGGAAGUCCUGUCGGGCUGUUUACAGUACAGGCCACUGCUCAAUGUGGUUGUAACUGAAUUUUAUAUGCGAGAUGGAAGGAACUUUCUGCGAUCGGAAAAUAACCUCUAUGUCGUUAUAUGCUAUCUUGCUACUUUUCGACUGAAAGAACUGGGUCUGAAACACUUCACCAAGAUUAUCAACUCUCAGUCUGUGAACAAAAUGUACCAAUUUCUUAGGUUCUUCUUUGAUAGCAUGAACCUCACCACAUGGAUAAAGGAUGAAUGGUGCCAAAUAUAUGAUGUAGCCUAUGUAAACCAGAUGCUGAUUGAUCCUCUGCUGAGAUGGCAACCGAAAAUCAACAACCUCAUUGAUCACUUAGCCAACAAACUGGCAAAUCGGAUUUCCAAAAAUUACACGAGUCAGCCUGUGACAGUACCAAGAGAAUUUAACAUCACCAAGCCUAAACCACAAUCCAUCCCAAUGCCUGAGGAAAUUCCACUACUCCAAGCACAGAGAAAGAUUCCCAGAAGUACCUAUGAACCUCCAAAAGAGCAGCAACUGCUGGAAGAACUUAAAAAGAAAAAUCGUCACAGGGCAGAGGAGCACCUCAUGGAAGCCAAUGUUGAUGCGUUCCGGUGUGCCAUGACACAAGAAUCUGAACAUAAAAGGCGAGUUUUGUCUGAAAUUAAGAAAGAGGAGGAGGCCAAGAUGAAAUAUACAAUUCCAAAACCACGACCCACCCCUGCACAGAUGAUGGAAACUCUUCCAAUAAAAUUGAACACAGCAGCCAUCCUGAGAGAGAAUGUUCUCUAUGAACGGCGAGUGAAGAAAGAAAUGGAAAGAAUUGAUAAUCUAAUUGAAGGAGGUUAUGAUCCUUCCAAAUUUGAAGAAAUGCUGAAGAAAAAGGACAGUGAGCUAAUGGAACAACAGCUGACAGAUGCACAGCGUCGUUGUCUUGAAGGAAAGAUUCUCUUGGAAGAUGCAAUCUUGGCACGGGAAGCGAGAAUUGAAGAGAACAAGAGAAAAGCAGCUCAGCAGAAAGAGGAGGUUGCAAAAAUGAUGCAGGAAUAUACAGAGAAACGACUUCAGGAAAAGAAGGAGGCAAAAGAACUGGUGGAGCGGGUGUCAAAAGGGCGUCACAACACAAAGCAGCAAAAAUUGAAAAUACAGGAAGACAAACAGAAGAUGGCUAAGGAGUUGAAUAAGGAAACAGAAGAACUGCUUCAACAAGCCUUGGAGAAGACCAAUGAAGAAAUUAGGAAAAAAUCAGAACUGAUCCGAGAAAUCCGAGCAAUGCAAAUGAUGCCAACGUUUAAACACAAACUUCUGGAUUUAGCCAAACCAGCUGGUCAUAACCUUUUGAAUGAGAUGUCAAUAGUAGAGUUACGAGAACGCUUGGGACUGCUAAAGGAGGCACAGAUUAAGGCAGAAGAAGUUAAACGAGAUCGGAUCCUGAACGAGAAACAAGCAAAAGAGCAGCUUCUUUUGGAUAAAUUACGGCAGAUCUCACUGCACAGAGAAGCUUUGAGCAAGAAGGCAAAGAUCAGGCACAGAGAGGAAGAAUUGAGAAAGCUUAAGUCAUCCAAACUGGUGGCAAACAAUCAGCAGUUGGCGGAGCUUCAAAAGAAACUUGAAGAAAAGAGAAGGGAACAUCAUAAACUGAUCAAAAUACAAAAGCUGAACACUCAAAAAAACCUAGAAAGGUCUCUGAGAAGUUCAUUUGCAGAUAGGGUAAUACACUUUGAACACCUUUUUGAUAAUAAAUGGAAAGUGCUUUCUUUCAGAAACUUACAACAGUUAUUUUCAAAACCAACAGGACCAUUAUUGAUUACUUUAACUAAACAAAAGUUAAAGGUAAUGGUAUUGGGGCAAAGUAUAUAAAUGAAAUAUUAAGUCCAACCCAGAAAAUAAUCAAAAUAAGUCUGGUUUUAAUAACAAUCUAGCAUGAAGUCAGUUUGGCUCUGAUGGAAGGAAUUAAAAUAGAUUUAAGAUUCAGCAUUAGUUAACUUUUGUACAAAACUAAAAUGUUUUCGUUCAAUAUCAUACAACUGAUAUCCAAAGGGAUCCACUAAGAGCCUUUACUUCACUUUAAGGCAGUUCAUUCCAGAUCACAAGUAUCUCGAUACAAAAAGAUUCUCAUGUCAUCUAGAGUUCUCUUGCCAGUCAACUCAAAUCUCUGUCCUUUGGUUAAAAACUCAUCUGUUAUUGGAAGCAUAUUCCCCUUAUUGACUUUGAUCAAAAUAAUGAAGUUUCUGAACCCAUCAAAUCCAAUCUCAUCUUAAUGCCUUCCAUUUUGUGAGAAGAACAGCCCCACCUUCUCCAGUCUUGUCCACAUUAUUGUUGUCCUUCAACUCUGGAGCUUCAUGGUAAAUCCUUUCUGCAUCCCCUGCAAGGCCUUGACAUCUUGUCUGAAGUGUAGUGCCCAGAACUGAACACAGUUCUCUUGCUGCCGGAGGCCUAUUCAUUGUUUUAUAAACUGCAACUUGCUUGCUUUUGAUCUCCAUUCUGCUGUUAAUAAAGCCAAAGAUUCCAUUUGCAUUUCAACUCUCACCUUGCUGCCACCUUGAAAGAUUGACAUAAAAUAACGUAACAUUUCCAAGAUCUGCCUGCAAUUCUCUCGUGAACUUGUUCCACCUGAAUGUUUGCCAGCUGCAUGAGUCAGCACACAGAUCCCUGCUCUUCUGGCUUCAAUUUAUAACUUGCUUCCCACUGAGUCAUUCUUCAAGCUUCAGUCACACUGAAUAACAUUCAGUUUUGUUACUUACUCCUCUUCCUUAAGAAGUCGCCCUAAAAUAUGUCUAUGUGACUGUGCUUUGGUUGUCUAAAUAUCAUUGUUGUCAUCUACUGUUUUUGUUAGUUGACCUUAUCAGACCUUCUGAUUUGAGGUGCUUUCUCCCCCUGCUGUUUUCUCCCCUGCAUUCUGGCACCAUUGUCUCAUGAAUCCACAAAGAGUCAAAACAAACAGCUUCUAAUUGCCAAACCAGAGAUACAAAUGCCACUAAAAUGAAAGGAAGACACUGUGUACGCUGGAAACCUGAAAGAAAAAUAAAAGCGCUAGAAGGUCACUCACAGUAGUCCAGGUAGGAGACAACCGCUUGAACACCCUGACACUGCUGUGGUAGGUGUUCAUAACUGGCUGUUGUUGACAUUUUGAGUUAUCUGUGGUUUGUGUUUUUCUUCUGGCAACGCUCAUCUUUUCCAGGCUGGAAGCAAAGAGGAUCAUUUAAUCUUUCCAGCAGCACCAUCUAGUGUUUUGACUUUUGUACUGUUUUUUAGCGUCUGUAAAAUAUGCAGGAAUUAACACUAUUACUUCAUGUAUUUUGCAAACACGUACAUUUUAGUUAUCUUCCUUUCACCCUCGUUCUCACUGAUCACAAUGAAUUCCAAUCCAGGAUUAACACUUCUCCUAAUCUUGAUAAAGAAUGCAACAAAAAUAUGUCAAUCCCUUGGGGAUAGAACUCACAUUUUAUUAGUCUAAUGGAAUGUUUGUAUACAAU